Prosopis cineraria is the source of this 1314-nucleotide messenger RNA. Its product is annotated as sm-like protein LSM1B. Gene Ontology annotation, cellular component: P-body; Lsm1-7-Pat1 complex. Gene Ontology annotation, biological process: deadenylation-dependent decapping of nuclear-transcribed mRNA. Lineage: Eukaryota; Viridiplantae; Streptophyta; Magnoliopsida; Fabales; Fabaceae. Bases 579 to 965 code for a protein of 128 amino acids. The record is from RefSeq and is a predicted model, not a curated record. The transcript is spliced from 5 exons. Gene Ontology annotation, molecular function: RNA cap binding.
ACCUUGUACAGUGAAAUGAAACUGGUGGAGCACCGCAAAUAAUUACGGUCAUCAGUUGAACAGGCAAACGGGGAUAAUGGAGGAAGGAACUAGCAGCUUGACUCAUCUCCGUCCAGCUAUCACCAACCCAUACCCCUAACCCUAGAGUUAGCAAAUUCAGACCCAUAUAUUGGGUUUCCCUUGCUUUCUCAAUCUUUUCCCGCUAGCUCUUAUCUUCAAACUCUAUUCCUUUCUGCCACAAUUCACUCCUCCCACAUUGGAUCAGGAGUUUUUCCGACCACCUACUUCCAUCCAUCCGGAAGAGUGAACUCAUGUUUGUUGGCUUCACUCUGAUUUGAAUCUAAGACUCAAGGUCUUUUACCUUUUGAUCGCCUGCGGAAAGUUAGGGUUUUUUGAGCGGAGGAAAUCUUCUUCUCUUUGUAGGUUGGUUUAGGGUUAUCCGGUUUUUGUUGUUAUCACGGAUUCUUGAAGUGUUUGGUGAGGCGCCAGAGUUCAAUCUGUGCUGCCAAUGCCAUUUGUGUGGUUUCUAGAGAAUUUUUCGGUGGUUUUUGAGAUACCGAAAACGUUUCAGCUCCAUAAUGUCUUGGGCAGGCCCGGAGGAUAUCUACCUUUCUACUUCACUUGCUAGUUAUCUUGACAAGAAACUUCUUGUGUUGCUGCGAGAUGGCCGUAAACUGUUGGGAACACUUCGCUCGUUUGAUCAAUUUGCUAAUGCUGUUCUAGAGGGUGCUUGUGAGAGGGUUAUAGUUGGUGAUCUUUAUUGUGAUAUCCCUCUAGGUCUCUAUGUUAUCCGUGGGGAGAAUGUUGUUUUGAUUGGUGAGCUGGACAUGGAGAAGGAGGAGCUUCCACAGCACAUGACACGUGUUUCAGUGCCUGAAAUUAGAGGGGCUCAGAAGGCGGAAAGGGAGGCUAGUGAUUUGAAAGGGACCAUGAGGAAAAGAAUGGAGUUUCUUGACUUGGACUAGCGAACACCCUACCACCUCAAUAUCUCUUGCCCGCAAAUAUUUCAGCGGCUACUUUUCUCAUUUUCUUCUUUUUGGGGUGGUUGGGGCUGUGUUAGAAGCUGUGGGUCAUCAUUCUGGGAAUUAGGAGGCUGAACAUUGUUGAAUCUUCUUACGUGUAAUACUGUUCUGAAUGAAUACGAGCAUUCCCCUUUUUUUUUUUUUUUCCUUAGAAGUUUACCUGGAGAAAUUGUUAAUUUUAGUGAUUUCAAUUGAUGAUAAACGAUAUGGUAUGGUGGGAAAUAGCACAAGACUUUUAACAGUGAUCAGUUGGAUUCAUUUUACAAUAAAUUUAUAUGCCCUUUUCUGUGUA